This is a messenger RNA of Linnemannia hyalina, 405 nucleotides long. Lineage: Eukaryota; Fungi; Mortierellomycota; Mortierellomycetes; Mortierellales; Mortierellaceae. The record is from the annotation of a GenBank genome assembly.
AUGAAGAAGUCUUUCGGUUCCCCCCCUCCAGCUGCCCGUCGUCGCACAACCAGCCCUGGGACCAUCGCCGGCCGCAACAUUCCGGACCUGGGGUCUCGCAAGGGCUCGUCGAACCACGCCCCUGAGGGCAGCGAGGACCGCGAUUCUGACGUUCUCACCCAGAGUGUGCGAUUCGACCCAAAGUCGAUCCGCUCGACUUCCACGCCUGCAUCUGGAUCCGAGGAUUCUGUCGGUUCGGCCAGUGGCCAGGAGUCCGAAGGAGAGAGCGCUGGAGAGGGCGAUGAUGGGGAAUACGACUGCCACGUUCAACCCAAGAUCUCCAACAAGUUCUCUCAUAGUUCGGUGUCGUCACCCUUUUGCUACAUGGGUCUAGCACACGAUCUGUUACACGGGUCUAGCAUGUAG